AUGGCUGCCACUUUCAAACAAAAGUUCAACCAAUCAAAAGAACUCUUGGUGCAAUUGAGAAAGAAACUUCUAGAAACAGAAAAUCUUGAAAUCCAGAAAGAAUUGCUACACCUGGUCAGUUUAUUGGAAUCGCCGUUGUUUUGUCGUCUCGUAUGUCUGGAGGACUCACUAUCUCAGCUGAAUGAUAUCUCGAAGUUGAAGGAUAUCAAAGAGGACAACUUCGAUAUCAACACUAACAGCGGCGAGUUGGUUUUUUUCUCGCGGAAUGCAUCCCACAGGAAGCCACUGUCAGGCGCUCUGAGGGCGAGCUUUCUCCAAAACAGAAAUCGGUCGAUAAAAAAUUCGGCUGCUAGUAAAAAAGUAACGGAAACGACUAUUGAUGACGUCGAAGAUGAACCAAAGAGUAAAAAUAUUGCCGAUAACGAUGUGGUGAAUAAUGAGAAUAAAAAAAAUUUAGAUGAAAAAAUUCCAAAUUUUGAUUGUAACAAUGAUAAUAAUAAAACCGAUCUUAAUAAUAAAACUGAAACCGGAUUGCUAAAAUUCAUCGUGAAAAAUGAAAAUGAUCGUGAAUCGAAAAAUGUUAAACAACAUUCACUCGACCAUGACAGACGUGAAGCUAGCAAGAAGGACAGACCUUCAACACCCCUUCCUACAAAAUCCAUCAAGAACAAAACUUACCACCAGAGUUUGGAGUUUCUUGAUACUUCCAACAAAAAAAAAGAUACGGGAAACACUUUCCAAAAAAUUCAGCUUAAAAAAUCGAGUCCUCAACAUGAUUAUGGCUUCGGGAUUGUGGAAGUGAAGGAUGAAAGAGGGUGCCAUGUGGGAUUUUUCGUUGAGGGAAUACUCUCUGAAGGAAUUGCUGCCAGGUUUAGUCAUCAUUUUUCCACUUUUCAUCAUUCCACAUUCAACUUCAUCUACUAA
Messenger RNA from Helobdella robusta, 924 nucleotides. RefSeq lists its product as hypothetical. The transcript is spliced from 2 exons. The coding region runs from base 1 to 924 and encodes 307 amino acids. The record is from RefSeq and is a predicted model, not a curated record. Gene Ontology annotation, molecular function: protein binding. NCBI's taxonomy places the organism in Eukaryota, Metazoa, Annelida, Clitellata, Rhynchobdellida, Glossiphoniidae.